This is a messenger RNA of Culicoides brevitarsis, 2560 nucleotides long. It is a transcript of the gene Sam-S, whose product is annotated as S-adenosylmethionine synthase. Bases 255 to 1502 code for a protein of 415 amino acids. The transcript is spliced from 7 exons. The record is from RefSeq and is a predicted model, not a curated record. Gene Ontology annotation, molecular function: methionine adenosyltransferase activity; ATP binding. Gene Ontology annotation, cellular component: cytosol. NCBI's taxonomy places the organism in Eukaryota, Metazoa, Arthropoda, Insecta, Diptera, Ceratopogonidae. Gene Ontology annotation, biological process: S-adenosylmethionine biosynthetic process.
GAACGAUGUCUCUUUUCCACAGAAGCUCGCUACGAUAAGAUUGAUAAUUUUCAUUCAUAAAUAAAAAAAAAAUAUUUGAGAAUUUUUAAAGAUAAAUAACCAAAAAAAAAUUCCUGUCUUUAUGUGAAAUUUCGAAACUGCAGUGAAACAACAACGAAGUCGUCACAAUCCACAGAAAAAGCGCAAAAAAAGUGAAGAAAAUUUGAAAGAAAAUUCUUUGUAGCAGAAAAAAAGCACACAAACAGCACGAAAAAAUGCCUCAAUCCACGAUGAACGGCCACUCGGAAAAAGUAAUGAAUGGACAUGGAAAUGCUUCGGCAGGCAGGAGUCUCAUGACGGGCUACGAGAUGUGCGACGGAAACUUCUUAUUCACAUCGGAAUCGGUUGGCGAAGGUCAUCCUGAUAAAAUGUGUGACCAAAUCAGUGACGCCAUCCUCGAUGCCCAUUUGAAGCAAGAUCCUGAUGCGAAAGUUGCAUGCGAGACAAUCUCCAAAACCGGCAUGAUCUUACUUUGCGGCGAAAUCACGUCAAAAGCAGCUGUCGACUAUCAAAAAAUUGUCAGAGAAACUGUCAAGCACAUUGGCUACGAUGACUCAUCCAAAGGUUUCGACUAUCACACGCUCAAUCUCUUGAUUGCGAUCGAACAACAAUCGCCAAAUAUCGCGCAAGGUGUUCACGUUGACCGACACGAAAAUGAUCUUGGAGCAGGAGAUCAGGGUCUCAUGUUCGGUUAUGCCACAGACGAAACGGAGGAAUGCAUGCCCUUGACAAUUGUUUUGGCACACAAGCUGAACCAAAAAAUUGCUGAACUCCGUCGUUCCGGCGAAUUUUGGUGGGCACGCCCCGAUUCUAAGACGCAAGUUACUGCCGAGUACAGUUUGGACAAUGGAGCUUGUGUUCCGCAACGCGUACAUACUGUCGUCGUUUCCGUUCAACACUCGGAGAAGAUCACGUUGGAUGAUUUGCGUGUCGAGAUCAUGGAAAAGGUCAUCAAGAAAGUAAUUCCCGCGGAAUAUUUGGACGAAAGAACUGUAUAUCAUAUCAAUCCAUGCGGAUUGUUCAUUAUUGGAGGACCUCAAGGAGAUGCUGGAUUGACAGGACGUAAAAUCAUCGUCGACACAUACGGCGGAUGGGGAGCUCAUGGCGGAGGCGCUUUCUCCGGCAAAGAUUUCACGAAAGUUGAUCGUUCAGCUGCUUAUGCAGCACGUUGGGUUGCCAAGUCUCUCGUUAAAGCAGGACUUUGCCGACGUUGUCUCGUACAAGUUGCAUACGCCAUUGGUCUUGCAGAGCCUCUUUCGAUCACUGUAUUCGAUUAUGGCACUUCGAAGCUCAGUGAGCGCGAAUUGUUGGAUGUCGUUCGCAAGAAUUUCGACUUGAGACCCGGAAAGAUCGUCAAGGACUUGAACUUAAAAACAGCUUUCUAUCAACGUACGAGCGCCUAUGGUCAUUUCGGACGUGCCGGAUUCCCAUGGGAGGAACCCAAAGAGCUCGUUUUGGACUAAAAACGAUAAAAAUUUGCACUUUGCAACAGUAGCUUUAGCCCUAAAAGUAACAUUUAGCCCCUUAAUUUUAAAAAAUACUUCUAAAUAUUUCUUCUUUAGUAGAGUACGUUAAGUUACUUUCUUCUCUUCUUUAAUUAAUUUUUACUUUUUUGUGUUUGUCCCUUAUAAAAAAAAUUGUUAAAAAUUUUCCAAAUUAAAAUUUUGAAAUUUUCUUCACUUUUUUCCCGUGACAACCGAAACAGAACGAAAAUCGUGGACAAAAACGACAAAAAAAAACAUUUUUUUCAUACAAAAAAAAACUCGCAACUCGUUCAUGAAUUUAGCUCUGCCAAUAUAAUUUACAAUUUUUUUUUUGUGUAACAUUAAGGAAAUCAACACUUUCUUAGCGCUUUUCUGUCGUUACGAAACUAAAUUAAAAACGGUAAAUUGACAGAUCACAGUUGGAAGGAGCCGCUUGUCGUCGAAUUUCGAAAUCUCAUUUGGGAUUUCUUUAAUUACCUUUGAGCUCUCCUGCUGCAAAUUGUUGUACGAUAAUGAAAAGGACACAAAAAUAUUUUAUUUCAUUGAUUUCUGAGUAUGAUGACAAGAAAUCACUCCAAACGUGAUGCAAAACGUAAAAUUGGCCUUUAAUUUUUUUAUAGAGAAAAAAAUUCGUGGAAAAAUCAAUAUAAAUGGAAAUCAAUGAAAUUUUUUUUCAUAUUGUACACCUUUUGUGUUGUGUUUACGCAAAGGAUAUCAAAAAAAAUGUGGAAAAGAGCCAACGCGAAAACACACCGAUCUGUUGAUUAAUCAACUUUGAUUUAGUAAAAAAAAUUUUAAGAAAAAAAAUUGAAAAAAAUACAAAAAAAAUGUGAAAAUGAUGCUCGAAAAAAAUUGAAAUAAAAAAAAAUAAAAACGGAAAAAAUUUAAGUGAAUAAGCAAUGACCACAGAGAAGCGAUAAGAGACUGAAUUAAAUAUUUAAGAGUUUUAUUUUUUUUUUCUUUUUUAAUUAUUAAAUAAUAAUAAUUAAGAUUUGUUAGAAAUAUAAAGAAAUAAACACAAAAAUUAUGCAUAAAAA